AUGGCUUUGGACGGAUGCGGCGUUGUUUGCAAAUGUCUGCUUUACAUCUUCAACCUAAUUUUUGGGAUCCUGGGCAUCGCCAUGUUGGGUCUGGGCCUGUGGCUGAGGUUCAGUGAGAACACCAGACCAAUUUUCGAAAUGAACGCCUUUGACUCCACAACAUUUGUAAUCGGUGUGAUUGUACUGAUCGUGCUUGGAGUAGUAAUGUUGUUCGUAGUUUCGGUUGGAGAGCAUGCAGUCUGCUACGAGAAGAAAUGCGCUCUCCAUGCGUUCGCUGUGCUCUUGUUCAUCCUGGCGGCUGCGGAAAUUACUGUUGGAGUGCUUGCUUAUUCCUCAAGGGAAGAGGUUGGAAAGAAGGUUGCGGAGUUCUACAAUAGCAUCUACACUCUGUUUGUUGCCCGUAAAGAUGUUGGCAUUGGUGUUACACUAGUUUUCAUCCAUCAAAUGCUUCAUUGCUGUGGUGUGACUGGGAUAGCAUUGUUGGAAAUUGUUAAAGAGACUUGCCCUGCGCCACAAGGGGUCUUGGAGACGUUAUUAAUGCCUACAUGUCCCGGAGUCAUCACUGAUUUCUUCAACAACAAUGCACCGAUGGUGAUGGCCACCUUUAUUGGAAUUGGAAUGUCUUUGAUCAUUGCGCUGAUAUGCAGCAUGAUCCUCAUUCACAAGCUUAAUGUUUUCAGCUCAUCUUCUCAUUACAUCAUCUUGACCAACACUGCUCCUUCACUGUCUAACGUGUCGCAGCUUGAACUUGUCUCCGAGCCUGAUCAAGAACCAGUUAUUUUUACUCCUCUCACUGCAGUCAACAUCCCAGUAGUCCAGGCCUAG
Nerophis lumbriciformis (worm pipefish) is the source of this 825-nucleotide messenger RNA. The record is from RefSeq and is a predicted model, not a curated record. NCBI's taxonomy places the organism in Eukaryota, Metazoa, Chordata, Actinopteri, Syngnathiformes, Syngnathidae.